Molecule: messenger RNA, 290 nt
Organism: Abrus precatorius (Indian licorice)
Lineage: Eukaryota; Viridiplantae; Streptophyta; Magnoliopsida; Fabales; Fabaceae
Exons: 2
Coding region: 15-290 (91 amino acids)
Source: RefSeq, a predicted model, not a curated record
UAUAUCAAGUGGAAAUGGAAGAGAAGAUGGGUUCUUCUUCUUCAGCCCCUUUAUCAAAUCACAAGAACACCUCGUGGGUUUCUCGCCUGAAGAAGAGUUGCUUAUCUUUAGCAGCUUCCAUUCAGGAAAGCUUUCGAUACGUAAAAGCAUUUUUUGUUGGUCAGGCAAAGACUAUUACUGCAAGAAAUGAGAAGGAAGCAAGUGUAGCUGAACUUGAGGCUACCAAGAUGCAGGUUGAGGCUGCUGAUGCUGCCGAAGAUAUCAAGAACAGACUCAAUAAAUCCGCGUAA